Messenger RNA from Cetraspora pellucida, 213 nucleotides. The record is from the annotation of a GenBank genome assembly. Lineage: Eukaryota; Fungi; Glomeromycota; Glomeromycetes; Diversisporales; Gigasporaceae.
GAGUUGGCUACUAAGAAGUUAGAUUUAGGCACAAGUGUAAAGAAAUUACAAUGUAUAGAAGUUACGAACAUUAAAUACAAGGUUUGUGGUCCUCUUGAGACACAUCUUAUAGAUAAUCCAAAGUUUGAAUUGGAUCUUAGUAAAACAAUUUUAUUCCUUAAACAACAAGGAUAUUAUAUUGAAUAUUUUAAAGUACCAACAAAGUUUGCUUAG